Messenger RNA from Procambarus clarkii (red swamp crayfish), 607 nucleotides. Lineage: Eukaryota; Metazoa; Arthropoda; Malacostraca; Decapoda; Cambaridae. The record is from RefSeq and is a predicted model, not a curated record.
AUGGCUGCUACGGUGUCUGUGGUUCACACCCUGGCUCUCCCGGCCCCUGCUGACACCCUGCCUCUCCCGGCCCCAGCUGACACCCUGCCUCUCCAGGCCCCUGCUGACACCCUGCCUUUCCCGGCACCUGCUGACUCCCUGCCUCUCCCGGCCCCUGCUGACACCCUGCCUCUCCAGGCCCCUGCUGACACCGGGCUUGUUAAUAUGGUGCCUGAUGGCACAGUACCUGAUGGCAUGGUGACUGUUGGUAUGGAGUUAGUUGACAUGAUUCCUACUAACACUCUGCCUGUUGGCACGGUGCUUGCUGAUAUCCUGCCAGUUGAAACGUUAUCUGCUGACACUCUGCCUGCUGACAUGGUACCUGCUGAUACAGCAUCAACUACUCCAGCACGAGUUGACCAAAUACUAAUAGAUUCAGCAUCUGAUGACUCAUCACCUGCUGAUCCAUCACCUGCUGACUCAUCGCUUGCUGAUCCAUCAUCUGAUGACUCAUCACCUGCUGAUCCAUCACCUGCUGACCCAUCACCUGCUGAUCCAUCACCUGCUGACCUGACAACUGCCUACCUGUUUCCAUCUACUCUGUCCUCAACUUAUCCAACUCGUCAAG